This is a messenger RNA of Odobenus rosmarus divergens (Pacific walrus), 1867 nucleotides long. RefSeq names its product potassium channel tetramerisation domain containing 4 (gene KCTD4). Gene Ontology annotation, biological process: protein homooligomerization. The record is from RefSeq and is a predicted model, not a curated record. The coding region runs from base 186 to 965 and encodes 259 amino acids. Lineage: Eukaryota; Metazoa; Chordata; Mammalia; Carnivora; Odobenidae. The transcript has a single exon. Gene Ontology annotation, molecular function: protein binding.
AAAGCUCCCGCACACAUAGCUGAUACGCCACCUACUGCAAAACCGAGCUGACAGCACAGGCGACGCUGCCCGCAUUUCCAUUCCAUCACCAGGCUGGGGCUGAAUAAAGGCGUGCUUGUGUGGUAGUGUUUCUUUUUUAAAAAUCUCAAAGCCAAGAAGAACAGGCUGAAAUAGCAUUUUCAAAAAUGGAGCGUAAAAUAAACAGAAGAGAAAAAGAAAAGGAGUAUGAAGGGAAACACAACAGCUUGGAAGAUGCUGACCGAGGAAAGAACUGCAAAUCCACACUGAUGACCCUCAACGUUGGUGGAUAUUUAUACAUUACUCAAAAACAAACACUGACCAAGUACCCAGACACUUUCCUUGAAGGUAUAGUAAAUGGAAAAAUCCUCUGCCCGUUUGAUGCUGAUGGUCAUUAUUUCAUAGACAGGGAUGGACUCCUCUUCAGGCAUGUCCUAAACUUCCUACGAAAUGGAGAACUUCUACUGCCCGAAGGGUUUCGAGAAAAUCAACUUCUUGCACAAGAAGCAGAAUUCUUUCAGCUCAAGGGACUGGCGGAGGAAGUGAAAUCCAGGUGGGAAAAAGAACAGCUAACACCCAGAGAGACUACUUUCUUGGAAAUAACAGAUAACCAUGAUCGCUCACAAGGACUGAGAAUUUUCUGUAAUGCUCCUGAUUUCAUAUCAAAAAUCAAAUCUCGCAUUGUUCUGGUGUCCAAAAGCAGGCUGGAUGGAUUUCCAGAGGAGUUUUCAAUAUCAUCAAAUAUCAUUCAAUUUAAAUACUUCAUAAAGUCUGAAAAUGGCACUCGACUAGUACUAAAGGAAGACAACACCUUUGUCUGUACCCUGGAAACUCUUAAGUUUGAGGCUAUAAUGAUGGCCUUAAAGUGUGGUUUUAGACUGCUGACCAGCCUGGAUUGUUCCAAAGGGUCAAUUGUUCACAGCGAUGCACUUCAUUUUAUCAAGUAAUUACCUGUGUCAUGAACAAAGGCAACAAGCAUGCAGCAGCCAGCAAGCUUCGGAAAACCACAGCAUCAAAGGCAUCCCGAAUAACGUGUGCCGGGCCAGCUCUGUACUCAGAGCCCUGCUGCUAAUCAAUUACUGUGAGCUAAGGGUAUGUAAAUUCUAUCGCUAAAGAUGUCCUUCUCAAGGGUGUUCCUGCUGAUCAGACUCUUAUAAUGAAAACAAUGAUGUUCUAUAUAUUGUAAAUAAAGACUGAAUGCUUUUGCUAUUUAUUUCCCCUGAAGCUGUCUUUCAAUCAGAAUGUCUUGGGUACUUGCACAAUGAACAAGCAUGUACAUUAUCUAUCAUUCAAGUAAAUGGUAAUAAAAUAUGUUAAGGGGCUAUAAGAUUUAAAAUCUUUUCUAUAAAACUACAAAGAAACUGAUCUGGUAAAAAUUAACUAAUGAGAGCAAAAGAAAUGUGCAGAUGUACUAAGACAGAGCUCUAGUGAAACCAAAUGUAAUUGUAAGAAGGUAUUAAAGUUAUUGAUUUAAUUUUAAUGGCAGGCACCAAAAGCUUAUUCAUAGUUCCUGUAUUUCAUACUAGAAUUAUAGCUGAAUUGACAUAUUGCUGAACAUUCCUAGAAAACUGCGUAAUGACAAUAAAAAAUAAAUAAAAGCACUACUAGCUUCUUUGCUUGUAUUAAUAGUUAUAAUAAAAAGUUACAUGUGUCACUUUCAAAACAAAGAGUACCACUUGAUGAUUUCACACAGUACUAUGCAUUGAUGUAGUCAACUGGCAGGCUGGUCUUGCAAGUGACAAAAAUCAGUAAAUUCAUUUCUUUGCAGGCUGAGCUCCAACACAGCAUGGAUAACUUAGCCUUAACAGCUUACGUGGUAUCAAAAUAAUAAAGGAGUUCAUUUUCAGAA